AUGUCUGUGGUGCGAAGGAAAUUUGGCGAUGACUACCAGGCAGUGGUGGGUGCCUCAACCCGUCGGAAGCGGCAGCGCUUUGUGGACAAGAACGGGCGCUGCAAUGUGCAACAUGGCAACCUGGGGAGCGAGAACAGCCGCUACAUCUCCGACCUUUUCACCACGUUGGUGGACCUCAAGUGGCGCUGGAACCUGCUCAUCUUCUUGUUGACAUACACCGUGGCUUGGCUGAUCAUGGCCUCAAUGUGGUGGGGGAUCGCUUACCUGCGUGGUGACCUGGAAAUGCACCGUGGCCCAGAUCCUGGACACAGCCCAUGUGUCGCCAAUGUCUACAACUUCCCAUCAGCGUUCCUUUUCUUCAUUGAGACAGAGGCCACCAUCGGUUACGGGCACCGGUACAUCACUGAGCGCUGCCCAGAGGGCAUUGUUCUGUUCCUCUUCCAGUCAUUGCUGGGGUCGGUGGUGGAUGCUUUUCUUAUCGGAUGCAUGUUCAUCAAGAUGUCCCAACCGAAGAAACGUGCCGAGACCCUCAUGUUUAGCCGGGCAGCCGUCAUCUCACAGAGGGACGGAAAGCUCUGCCUCAUGUUCCGGGUGGGCAACUUGCGGAACAGCCACAUGGUCUCAGCUCAGAUCCGAUGUAAACUCAUCAAGUCACGACAGACACCAGAAGGCGAAUUCCUGCCACUAGACCAGUGUGAGUUAGAUGUUGGAUUCGGAACCGGGGCAGACCAACUGUUCCUCGUUUCUCCUCUAACCAUCUGCCAUGAGAUCAAUGACAAGAGUCCUUUCUUUGCCCUCUCGCAAAGAUCACUAAGAAGUGAGCAGUUUGAAAUCGUCGUCAUCCUCGAAGGGAUUGUCGAAACUACAGGAAUGACGUGCCAAGCCAGGACCUCCUACACAGAAGAUGAAGUUCUCUGGGGCCACCGGUUCCUCCCGGUGAUGUCUCUGGAAGAUGGGUUCUUCCGGGUGGAUUAUUCUCAGUUCCAUGCUACCUUUGAAGUUCCUACUCCUCCAUACAGUGUCAAGGAGCAGGAGGAAAACUUCGCACUUCCAUCGCCUUUAAACACUCCUGUGGGGAGCAACCGAAGUAGACGAGAAAAAAUCUCCUCACUUGAUUGUUUGGAUAUUUUUGAAGAGAAGAGCAGCAGACUUCCCAGCAAAUUCCAAAGACUUUGUUCAGGGAAGGAGGAUCUCCAGAGAGGAGUCUUGAGUCUUUGUUCCACCAACGUUGAGAAAGCAUGCAGCACUGGUGACCUUCUAAAGAUCCAGCAGAUAAGUUCUGUCUGCAGCAUAGAGGAUGGCGGGGAAAAGAUUAAAUCAGCAGCCUUCAAAACUAAAUCAGAGCUCUUGGCUCGGUCCACUGGCAACCUUGAACUUCAACAAAAGCCCCAAGUUAUGCGCACCUUGGGAACAAGACUAGAUGAUCAUUUGCCUGCCAAACUCCGGAAAAUGAACUCGAGUCUCUUUACCUAA
Molecule: messenger RNA, 1473 nt
Organism: Eublepharis macularius
Lineage: Eukaryota; Metazoa; Chordata; Lepidosauria; Squamata; Eublepharidae
Product: G protein-activated inward rectifier potassium channel 1-like
Exons: 3
Coding region: 1-1473 (490 amino acids)
Biological process (GO): regulation of monoatomic ion transmembrane transport; potassium ion import across plasma membrane
Cellular component (GO): plasma membrane
Molecular function (GO): G-protein activated inward rectifier potassium channel activity
Source: RefSeq, a predicted model, not a curated record